CUCAGAUCCUCUCUAGAAUAUUUACUGGGAGUUUCCUCGCUGCUACCGGCGACCAGCAGCUCCCCGGCCCCGACGCGAUUUUUCCUCCCGUCCGGGCGCGUGUGCUCGGCGUGGGCGGCUCCGCGUGAUGUUCUUCUCAUGCCGACACGAUGCUACGGCUCGCCGCCAUCCCCAUCCGGCGACCAAUGCAGCGCCUCGCCCGCAAACAAUGACCUCACUGCGCACGGACCUCCCUCCCAGGCCUCGCUCGAGCCCGUCGCCUGGCCACCCCCGCCGGUGCAGCUGACAGUGCCCAGCGCGCGCAGUCGACGGGCACGGCGUUCUGCUCGCGCCCUUCCCUCCUCGCCCGGCACGGCUCUUCUUCCUGCCACAUGUGACUCACGACCGCCUCCUCGCGACGCGCGUCCCGCUUUAGCCUCUGAGACAUAGCCGGCCUCGCAGUCACCGAUCGCUCGUCCAUUUUUCGUAGCGCGGGGCCGUCACAGCGCGUCCUCU
Schizophyllum commune H4-8 is the source of this 495-nucleotide messenger RNA. RefSeq lists its product as uncharacterized. The transcript has a single exon. The record is from RefSeq and is a predicted model, not a curated record. Bases 139 to 429 code for a protein of 96 amino acids. Lineage: Eukaryota; Fungi; Basidiomycota; Agaricomycetes; Agaricales; Schizophyllaceae.